Synchiropus splendidus (mandarinfish) is the source of this 5269-nucleotide messenger RNA. Its product is annotated as protogenin B-like. Gene Ontology annotation, molecular function: protein binding. The transcript has 19 exons. Lineage: Eukaryota; Metazoa; Chordata; Actinopteri; Syngnathiformes; Callionymidae. Bases 70 to 3570 code for a protein of 1166 amino acids. The record is from RefSeq and is a predicted model, not a curated record. Gene Ontology annotation, biological process: axon guidance; cell-cell adhesion. Gene Ontology annotation, cellular component: plasma membrane; axon.
GGGGAUCCAGCGACCGGACGCAGGGGAGCACGGGCUCCUUGAGGGAAAAUGAGACUUUGUUGUGGAUAAAUGGCGAAGUUCAAGAUGAAACCCCGCCACCUUUGGCUGUUUAUUCUUUUGUUUCUACCUUUAUCUGGUGUUUUAUGUUUCAGCGAGUUGUCCUUCAUCACAGAACCAAGUGAUGUGACUCUUCUACCAAAGCAACCGGCUGUCUUGGACUGUAUUGCUCAUGGGCAGCCCCCAGUCAUUAUCAAGUGGCUAAAAAAUGGACUGCGCUUGACAGAAAGCGAGCACAUCCAGUUCUUGUCCAAUGGCUCCUUGUACAUACCAAAGAUUCAACACACCAAGGAGGAUUCGGAUGAAGGCUUCUACCAGUGCCUGUCUCAGAACAAAUAUGGAGCUAUCCUAAGCCAAAGAUCACGUCUGACUAUCGCAAGUAUCUCCGAGUUUGUGGAACACCCUGUGCCUGUGGAGGUGACUGAAGGUUCAGUGGCACGUUUCUCCUGUGCAGUCACCUCCAGUCCUCCUGCCACUAUCACUUGGGAAUUGAACCAAAGUACCUUACCAAUGCAGACAGAAAGAGCUACAGUUUUACCAAAUGGAGUGCUUCAGAUUUACAACGUGCAAAAAGAAGAUGCUGGACAGUACAGAUGUGUAGCUACAAACAUGGGCAGCAGUCUGAGGAGCAAAGAAGCGACACUCACUGUGGAGGAAGAUGCAAGACCAAAGCCACGUCAGAGGCCCAGAAUCAUUGCCGGACCGCGGAACGUCACAGUUUCUCUCCACCAAACUGUGGUCUUGGAGUGUGUGGCCACUGGAAAUCCUUCACCCAUCAUCUCCUGGAGCCGUGCCGACAGCAAACCCAUUGAUGUUUACAAUGCCAAAGUUUUGGGCAACGGGAAUCUGGUGAUUACUGACGUCAACCCCAAACACAGUGGAGUCUACCUGUGCAGGGCCACCACACCAAGGACCCGCAACUACACCAUCGCUGCUGCCAACCUGACUGUUCUUGUGCCGCCAUCUUUGGUUGAAAGACCAGAGAGCCAAACUCGCCCAAGAGCAGGAACUGCUCGAUUCAUGUGCCAGGCUGAUGGAGUGCCAACACCCCAUAUCACCUGGCUGAAAAAUGGAGAGCAGGUUCACUUAAAUGGGCGUAUAAAGAUGUACAACAGCAAACUGGUGAUCACUCAGAUCAUUCCUGAGGAUGAUGCCAUCUACCAGUGUGUCGCAGAGAGUCCUGAAGGCUCGGUUCUGUCCUUGGCUCGCCUGAUUGUUGUCAUGUCCGAGGACCGUCCCAGUGCACCCAGAAACAUCCACGCUGAGACCAUCUCCAGCUCAGCCAUCCUGCUGGCUUGGGAGAGGCCGCUGUACAACGCUGACAAAGUCAUCGCCUACUCUGUCCACUACAUGAAAGCUGAAGGUCUGAACAAUGAGGAAUAUCAAGUGGUAAUCGGCAACGACACGACUAGCUACAUCAUCGACGACCUGGAACCCGCACGGAACUACAGCUUCUACAUUGUGGCAUACAUGCCAAUGGGAGCCAGUCGGAUGUCUGAUCAAGUCAGUCAGCAAACUCUGGAGGAUGUACCUUUGCGAACACCUGAGUUAAGUCUCACCAGUUCCAGCUCGACAGAUAUCCAGGCGACUUGGCAACCAUUGUCCACCAAGUUAAGCCGUGGCCGUGUGUCGGCGUACAGACUCUCCUAUCGGACUGCCGCGGACAGCACGGUCCACUCGAUUGAGCUUCCUCAGAAUACAACCGAGUAUCACCUGGAGGAUUUGCAGCCUGACACCAUCUACCUGCUGCGUAUGGCUGCAGCCACCCGCGUGGGCUGGUGCGAGCCCUCGGCCUGGACGUCCCACCGUACCCCAAAGAUCUCAGGCAGCAAAGUCCCUUCAGCUCCUCUCCUUCAUCUGGAGCCCCUCAACUGCACCUCCAUUGUGGCCCGCUGGCAGAUCCCCUCAGAUUCCGUGGCCGUGCAGGGCUUCCAGCUGUGUUACCACGAGGAGAACCAACCAGAGCAGCCCGCCAUUCAGCUGCAGGCUCAGACAUUCACUCACACCAUCAGUGGCCUCGAUCCAAGGAGAAAAUAUCACGUGAAGAUUCUGGCUGUGGGUCAAGCUGGUGACGGCUAUCAGACGGACCAGACAAUAAGUACGCCUGGAUGUGUUUCUCCUAGAGACCAAGUAGCGGCAGCCCCACCUGCUCCAGAUCAUGUCGCUGUUUUGGCAAGCAAUGCAACUCAAGUGUCCUUACGCUGGAGUCGUCCUGCCUUCACCUCUGGGAAGGUGGUCAGUUACACUGUCCGCUGCACACCCAUGGGGACGCACAACGCUUCAGCCAUUCGCUACCUGCAGACAGUCAAACAGAGUGUGAUAUUUCUUAAUCUGAAUCCAAACACUCGCUAUGAGUUUGUUGUGCGUCUGCACAUGGAUCAGAUGUCCAGUCCAUGGAGCUCUGUUGUCUACCACCAGACAUCACCAGCAGCUCCAAGGCAGCCACCUACAGGCGUGAGGGUGACUCUGAUCGAGGAUGAUACUGCUCUGGUGUCCUGGAAGGAGCCCAAUGAAGCUAAUGUAGUGGUCACCCAUUACACCAUUAUGUUUGCUUCCCAAAGCUCCUGGACCUCUGGACAAUGGCAGAUCAUACAGAGGGAGGGAAGCCACACAAUGGCCUUACUGGAGAAACUGGAGCCUGGAAAUGUCUAUCUGGUGAAGAUUUCAGCAUCCAACCAGGUUGGAGACGGACCGUUCUCUGAAGUCGUGGAGCUGGCUCUGAGGCGUGGAAAUAACUAUCGCAGCAAGAAUCCCCGUCAUUCUGAUCACUUUCAGGAGACAACGGUCUUCUCUGAUGGUCUGUACCAUAUAGACCAGAAAUCCAUGACUGGGAUCAUCGUCGGUGUCAGCAUCGCCCUGUCCUGCAUCAUCAUGUGUGCCUUGAUCAUCAUUAGCAAAGGCAGGCCGAGAAAAUGUCCAAGUCACAAAGUCAUCGCUGGAUCGACUGCCGAGGGUCCUGUCGCUGGUUUGUCGCUGACCAAUGAGCGGAAUAUGGAGAAUGUUGAGGCUUUAAUACCAAUGAUAUCCGACCACUUUAUUGAUGCCAAGGGUGGCACUAAAUUCCUCAUAAACAGCGCUGGACCCGUCAGCACAAGGAAUCAGAACAAGGGGUGGCUGCUAUUGCAGAGAGAACUGAGGAGUCAGAUGGAAACUGACGCGGAAAGCAGAGCGAGCUUAUAUGAGGCUGGAAAAGUGGUCCUGAGGUAUGAGGAACGUUUAGGUUCGCCGCUGCCCCCUUCAUCCCGGGAGAUCAUCUAUGGACCGUCCCACUCUGAGAGUUCCCACUCCAGCGAGGGCAGCCAAGAGACCGCAGACUCUGGUCACUACUCCAAUGAAGAAAGCAAUGAAGAGGUCAGCGACUCGUCGACCUGCAACUUUUCUCCAACGGCGAGCUGCGCAGCAGCCACCAGCGGUGCCGAACUGAAGCAGUCUUACGAGCUGGAGAAUGAGAAGAGCGUCCGUGUUCAUCUCACUGAUCCCGCGCAACUGUUCUGCCACUCAGACAGCAGAUAGCAGUCAGCUCCUUCCAUCCACUGCCUUGAACCUGCUUUUCAGCAGUUGAAGAUUCACCACUUCCACCUGGUUUCCUUCCUGACUGGUGCCUUUUAGUUAUUUUAAGGGGAACAAUUCUGGGAUCAGGAAUCCAGCUGCUGCGGUGGAGGGGGACACGUCUUCAGAUCUACCUCAGGAUUACGUAUGAAUGCUGGUUAUAACAUUUUUUUGAAACCUUCUACCUGUUUGUGUUUGGCAUCGUCUGUCCUAAACCAAAGCUCACCUAAAAUGAAUGUUGAAAAGAAUGUCCAUUUAUUUAAUUUGGGGAGCAGGUGCGUGUGCUCCAGCCGUCUACCUCAGUUCAGGUUUCGACCUCGCUACCUCCUUGCUGGCGUGCAGUAUUACCUCAGGCUCAGGGGACACCUCACGCCAAGUCUUCGCCAUGCUUUCUUUUUUUCACCUCAUGUCUUUUUUUUUCCAAGCGUUUUCCAAAACUUUGAUUGAUUUUCUUUGCUUUUGGGAUGUUGCGAAAAAUCAAGUGCAUUAGACAUUGUCAAACUGUUGGGGUUCUUUCAGACUGUGUGUUUGGCGUUUCAGUGCACUGAACUCAAAGCUUUAACUUGGCCUUAAUAUUGGAAGGGCUUUGCUCACAUUGAAGAUGAGAUCCAAAGACAGGUUUGUACCCAAAGACUUUUUGAUAAUACAAUAGAUAGUAUGAGGCAACCAAAAAGGAAAAUGAGGGUGUGUUUGCCAAAAAUUAUGUUCAAUGCCAUUUAUUGUACAUUUUGCUUAGGUGGUUUGAAUGAUUUUUAUCUGUGCUGUUUUUUUUCAUCUUUUACUCUUGUGAAAGCUUUAGCUUGAGUCUGAACGGCUCAGUUUGCCUUCUAUACCAUUGCUAAAUGCAGCGGUGACGCCGAUGCUAUUAUCCAAAGAGUUGUCUCUUUCCUCAGAUGUGGGUACGGCUUUACAUUUGUUGAUCCUCAGUCCAGCAGAGAUCUAGAUCUGAUCAUAGGAGAUGAUCACGUGUGAAGAGAAUCAUCUGUCACUGUGAGGCAGGAUGUCUAUGAAUGGAGAAGUUGCUCCUCUACACGGCCUGCCCUGGUGUGACAAUGGAGGAUUCAGACUAUCAAAAAUGGAAACCCGUGUGUGUGAAGAGCAACAUAAUCAACUUUUAUAUCUUUGUAAUACAAAUUAUCUGAACCAAAGAAACAGAAAAAAUGAUAUUUAGAGAUUUUCUUUGGCUUCAUUUACACGAUUACAUUAUAAUGUGAUAUGAUUUCUGGUGGUUGAUUAAUAGAAAGGCAUUUCUAAUGUAGUUCUUUAUUUUUCAGAUUGAGAUUUGAAAAACUGUUCUGGCUUUUUAUCACAAAAUCCACCUCACGUUUAGUGAGGAUUCUUGGUUUUGUUGAAGAUGGUCUCAGAAAGCAUGUGGUGAACAGAAACAUGUUUUAGCUUUAUUGUGCUCAAAAUUGAUCUGUCUGAUUUCAAGUUGCAAUAUCCUCUGUAACGCAUCGAGGAACGUGGUGAAUGUGGAUGCUUCAGGUUUUAUUGCUGACUUGACUCGGGUGCCAAAUGUAGAUUUAGGGUGUAGAUAUUUCUUGUUAUUAUUUAAGUUAUGGUUUUUCGAUAUGUCUACCAAAGUACAUGUUUUUAAACCAAAGCGAGCAACAAAGUGUGUUGUCAACAAAGACUGUUUUGAUAUUCUCAAGAUGAUCACAAA